Zeugodacus cucurbitae (melon fly) is the source of this 16942-nucleotide messenger RNA. It is a transcript of the gene Bicra, whose product is annotated as mucin-19. The transcript has 8 exons. The record is from RefSeq and is a predicted model, not a curated record. Gene Ontology annotation, biological process: positive regulation of DNA-templated transcription. Lineage: Eukaryota; Metazoa; Arthropoda; Insecta; Diptera; Tephritidae. Bases 1500 to 12398 code for a protein of 3632 amino acids. Gene Ontology annotation, cellular component: SWI/SNF complex.
GCAGCAUUAAGUCUGCCACAACGGCACGGAGUUGAAAGGCGACUAGAAAGACGUUCCUCGACGAUUGACGAUUUUGUGUGAAUUAAUAAACUAUUUUUAAUUAGAAAAAUGCAAUAAACUCUAGCUAAGUGCGCAUUAUUGGCGUAGUGUCAUAAACUGUGCAUAAAGUGAACACAGGAAUGUAAUAAAAAGUGUUUUAGUGAAAAGUGCCCACCGCAGUUCCUUGUCCCGUUUCUAUAGUCUUGCAGUGUGUGUCUGGGCGAAAAUCAAGUGUAAAAUUUAUAUAAAAUAGCUUUUAUUAUAAUAAACAAACAUAAAGCGCUUAAAAUUUUAGCGCCAAAAUACAGAUUGUGAAGUUUACCGCAUUCGAUUAAUAUAUACUGUGUGUAGUAAAGUGAAAUUCUUGAGCAUCGAAAAUAACUAGUAAAACUGCAGAAAAAUACACUAUUUGCGCCAGUUUGCUUUGGUUUUCUUCUCUAUCAUAGAAAUAAAUGCAUAAAAGAGACGGGAAAGUGUACGAUGCGCACUAGCCAUCACCGUCAUCGCCUUGAUUUUUCACCAUCAUUUACGUUGAGAAAUCACGAAUGCGAAUGUAAAGUGUAAAUGCAUAAAAAACUACUAGACAAAGUAAAUUUGUUUUCAUUGUGAACAUUGAACAUUGUUGUUGUCGUGUGGCGAAUUUAACCAUUCACUUUAAACGGACUGCCAAAAAUUUUCUACACAUGACAUUUCCACCACACAAAUACAAAUUUCUUUUGUUCGUCUUCGACAAAACGACGGCAUCGAAAAGAAACGAAGGUUGCAUACCGCGUUUUGUGUAAUUGAUGCAACAACUGCAUACAAUUUAUUUAAGAAGAAAAAAGUGAAAAUAUUAGCUAAAAAUAUAAAAAAGUGGUGUAUUUACGAAUAAUAAAAGUGUUUAUAAUGUAUGCUAAACGCAUAGAGCACAAUUUGAGAAAAUGAAGAAGAAACGAAAUUAUAAUUUCUAUUCGCCGCCGUUAAUAUCGUAUUUGCCUUUACGUUUCCCAUAGCCGUGUGCUUCGUUCUGCAAUAUUCGAAGGAAAACGUCUGUGAUUUCGGUCUCGUAGUGUUUUAUUUUUUCAUGUUUCCCCUACCGCGCGCUGUAUCCUUCUUCCAGCAACACUGCAUGCUGCCCAUACGCAACACAAGUGUGAGUGUGCCUCCUCCCCGCUUAUGCACCUUUUCGGUUUACUUAUAUAUAUGCUAUCACAUGUCUGCUUUACGUUUGUUGGCGCUACAAAACGUGAAAUUAUCAUAGACACCCAGUGCAUUUCAAAUAAUUGUGAAAAUGUGUAAAUCUUGAAUAUAUAUGUAUGUGUAUGUAAUUAAUUUUGACACCUAACAACGAAUGCUAUACCCAAGAAGUCAGUUCAAAUGAAGUAAAUAUAACACACCUCAAUACAAUAACAACUAUUCAGCGAAGUUCACACUCGUAGUCAUCGUCAUUUUUCUGCAGCAAUAUUUAAAAAGAAUUGCCAAUGAGUCGACGACAGUCGCUUGAUCGACCAGGAAUAUUGUCUCCUCCGGGUCCGUUUUUAACGCCCAGUCCGUCGCCAUCAAUAUCUGCUAGUCCACGCUUGCAACCAUCACCCUCAUUGUCGCCAUUUCCGCAGGAUGUGCUACUCGUAGCUGGUAAUACAAUAACAAGCGCCACACACGAUCAGGAAAGAAAAACUGCCACACCGGGACGCAGACAAUCGUUGCAUCAAUUCACAAAUGGAAGUCCGAACGCCGGUACCGUUGUAUUUCAGCCAAGUCCAUCGCAGUCACCAGCGGCAGCGACCAGUGUUAUCGGUGUGACAGCCGGUGUGGGCGGUGCGGCGAUAGCGGCCACAACACCUGCAGCCGGUAAUGAAUUCAACACGACACUUGUUGGAUCCAAUAAUAUACAAUUGAAUAAGAAGGGCAAUAAGCGCAUUACUCAGCAGCAACAGCAACAAAAUCAACUAAAUCAACAGCAUCACCAAAUAUUCAGCAGUGCUGUUACACCAACAACUUGCCACACUGCGUCUUCGAUCUCGAAUACUGUAGCCGGCGGCUAUGGGCAAUCACAUGCAGCAGCGAUCAACACGUCGAGUUCGUUUGCGACAGCAAAUGUGGCUGGUUGCCCAAAAGGUCAAGCGAAAAAAGCCGCCGCAACAGUACUACCAACGUCGACGUCGUUAAGUCAACAGCAACAACAGCAGCAGCACCAACAGUUCCAACACUAUCACAGCAGUAGUCCGCUGAUAGCUGACAGUCCAAUACCGAGUCCUAGCAAUACAAUUACCGCCGCCACAAUCAAACCGUCAACACCACAACCAAUGCAAAUGUUGCAGCAACAAUUUACCAUAACCGGCAAUGCGCCGCAUCAAACCAAUCAGCCGCAGCAGGUCUUUCAAAUAAUCCAAGGACCGCAGGGGCAAAUUGUUGCGGCGCCGGCUGGCCAACAGCACGCGUUACAGCAACGACUGAUAGGCAGCAAUGCCACGGUACAGACGCACGUAACGCCGACGUCGUACAGCAGUCUUGGCAGUACAACAACGAAUACAACAACCAAGUCCGGUAAGGCGCCGCAGCAAAUACUGCCAAAGCCACAGCAACAGUCUUACAACGAUGCCAGUCAACAGCAGCAACAACAACAACAGAAGUCUAAAAUGGGUGGUAGUAAUGCAGCGACCGCCACCGUACACAGUCACACCAAUAAUAUGGCGCAAAUGCCGCAGAUCUCACAAUCACCACAGCCGCAACAGGCGCAGAUCACCUCCGGCGGUCCGGGGCAGCAGCAGCAAAUCCUGCUACCCAACGGCGCCACAGCCAGCCUAACUACGCAACAGCCUUUGUUGCUCAAUCAAAUGCCCGUGUUGGUGCAGCAAAAUACGCCUCAGGGUGUACAACUAAUACUGCGACCACCCACACCACAGCUGACAGCCACGCCGUCACUGGUGAUACAGAAUGCGCGACCGCAGGCGCAGCUCCAACAGCAGCAGCCGCAACAACUGCUGCGUAUAUUGGGUACAAAUGGUGCGACCAUGCAACUGGCCGCCGCCACUCCAACGUUUAUCGUGUCGUCACAGGCCAACCUCAUACAACAGACUGCAAAUCAUAUACAAACGAUCAAAACUAAUCCUCAAAAUCCGGCCAUAACGCAGCUGACCGGCUUGCAUGCAGCGCUCUCAGCGUCAAAUCAGCAACGAUCUCAUCAGCCGUUCACCACAACGGCCACCAUUAACACCAGCCACCUGUUGGGGCCCAGCGUGGCGGCACAAUUGCAAAAUCUGCAAUUAGCCGCCGCUGCAGCGAACGGUGGCAGCAUUACGCAAAUUCAAAUGCCCAACGGACCCUCACCGACAACAGCAACAAUACUUUCACAGUUGCCAGCACAUUUUCAGCAGAGCUUAAACAAUGCUGCAGCCGGUGGCAGUUCGCUCAUCAAUUUGAAUCAGCUAAGUGGUGCUAAUAUACAGCAGUUGGCGGCGGCGGCGGCAGCAGCGGGUGCAACUUUUCAAACACCACCACCGCCGUCAACUUCUUCCAGUGCUAACGUGGAUAUGUUCAAUGCUCAGCAAAAUGCGCUACCCAGUUUGACACACGGUACAUCACAGGCGUCGCAGCCCAUGCGUCAGCCGACACCCACAUUGCUGCAGAAUACGGGCAUCACUGGUGGCACGGUUACCAUUAAUCAACAGCAACAAUUAACGAAUGGACAACCAACAAAUUCGUUGAUGAGCGCUAGUCCAGCAAACGGUGGUGCAACAAACUCUUCAUUGCAAACGCAGCAGCAGCAACAACAACAGCAGCCGCAGACUGAACCAAAAAAGAAGGCAAAGCCUCGCAAAAAGAAACAAACCGCGGCCAGCGCGGCAGCAGCAGCGGCUUCAGUACAAACGCCAGCGGUGGCAACACCCGCGCCCUCACCGACGUUGCAAGUAAAAAGUGUUCCAAUUACUACACCCUCACCGACGGCCACUGCGAUCACGAACAAGUUCAAUACACCUGUCAGCAUGAGUUACAGCACCGGCGUUAUGCCACAGCUGCAAUUCUCACAAACGUCACCGCAAAAUGUGAAACUAACAUUCACCAAUAGCAAUAGCAACAAUGGACCAAAUCAAACCAAUCAGCAGCCGCAACAGCAACAAGACCAAGCGCGUCCCAAACUCGAUCUCGGCAAUGUUAUGAAACUAUGUGGCAUCAUGGAGGAUGACGACGACGAUGAAGAUUAUAUGGACACAAUGUCGACACAUGACGAUCGCGCGUCGACUCCAGCGUCUAACGCACCACAGCCGCCGCAAACACCAACACAACCACCGUCGUCAUCAACGACACCGGCACCAGCGCCACCGAACGCCAACGACAUAAUGAUCUCGAUACCCAGUCAAAAUGGCACAGAUUCCUUGCCUUUCACAGUGACAAUACCUGCCUCAGCGGCGCUGGGUGCUGCAGCGGCGUCAACCAACAAUGCUGGUCAUGACACGACUGAGCCGCACAAUAUCUUCAUUAAAAUCGAUCAAAAUGACACGGCCUCAACGCCAUACACAAUAUCGAUACCCCGUCUGCCGACCGCGGAGGAGAUACAGCAACAAGCGCAACAGCAUUUGGCGCAACAAGCAGCAGCAGCGGCGGCGGCUGCCGCAGCACAGCAGCAACAGCAACAUCAGCAAUCCAAUAAUAAAAUUGGACCAGCGACCAUGAACUUUAACCUGUCGUCCGCCGGCAAUUUGCCACUGUUGCAAUCAAUGCAGCCGACGCAAGCGCAGCCGCAACCGCUCUUCAAUAUCACAGCUGGUGGUGCCACACUCCAACUGCCAACAUCUAAUAGCAAUCCCACAAUAGCCGUUACGACAACUGCAACUACCACCACAACAACAACAACUGCAACAGUGAAACCACGACGCAAGCCAGCGGUGCGCCGCAAUGGUAAAAAGCAAGACAACAGCAAUGCAGCCACCAAUGUGUCAACUGUAAUGACGCCAAGUACCGCAGCGGCAGCCUCAAUUACAACAACCACCACCACAACUAAUAGUGUCUCAGUGAUGCCCUCAUUGACGACCGCCACAACACCAGCCAUGCCAACACCAACUGCUGCACAACAGCAACAGCAGCACCAGCAACAACAACAGCAGUGCGCUCCAACAACUACAUUAGCGCACACAACAUCAACGGUGUCAGCAACACCAACAACAGCGUCAACAUUGGCCGCAACAGUUGCGGGUGCGCCGCAAGUUCCUAGCCAAAUUGGCAACAUACAAAUCUCGCAGGUGGACACAACGAAAAUGCUACCGAAUCACAAUGGCGGCUGCGGUGCUGUGGAGAACAAAAUACAAAUUAUGCCGAUUUUGGAUAGCGCCACUAGCGCAGGGGGAGGUCUCCAUAUUAAGACGUCAACACUACCGCCCACUUCGCAAUAUCAAACGCAGUCCAAUCAACAGCAGCAGCAGCAACAGCAACCACUACCACAACAACAACAGCAUCAUCAACAACCACAACCGAUUAUAUUUCAACCACCAAACUCUCAGGCAAACGUACAAACACACGAUUCAUCUGCCGCCGCCACUAUCAAACUAACCACUGAUGGCAGGCAGGUACAACUAGUGGCCAUACCACAAACAUCAGGGCCCACCGCAACUGCGGCGGCAUCAUCUAAUCAAACACCGACAGUACAACAACAGCCCACCAAUUCGAUGGCUUCGAGCAGCGGUAGUGCCCACAAUAAUGGCAUAAUGUCGACACCUGGCCUUUCCACGGCCACCAUACUGCCGCCACAACUCACCGGUAUGCCCAGCAAUGUGUCGAUAUCAGUGGGGUCGCCCGCAACAGCAGCGGCACUUAUGCCACAACUCACCGGAAGUCUCACCUUGGCUGUGUCCGAUCAAGGUGAACGUCUGAUAUUGCGACACAAUGCCAAUCAGCCGCAAGAUCAGCAAUCGCAGUUACUACUGCAGGCUCUACUCAAAGGCGCGCUGCCAAAUGUGACAAUAAUCAAUGAGCCAACAAGGUUGGAUAAUAGUAGCAACAGUAAUAACAACAGCAGCAAUAUCAGUGCGAAUAGCAAUAAUAUGCAGAACAAUCGUGUUGGUUUGGGUGCAGCUACACCGCAACUACUGCCGACUAGUUCGAUGAAUAGCACAUUGCAACAGCAACAAGCUAAAACUUUGUUAACGAACAAUACGGGCGCCAUCAAUAAGUUGACGCUACCCGCACAAGUUGCAGCAGCUGUGGGAACCAAAACUCCCACAAUACAGUUACAAUUCAAUGCUGCGCCAACGGCACUCUCGAACAGUGGCACCACUGCAAAUGGUACGACAGGUCCAACGCUUCAAUUACAGCUGCCACAGCAGUCACCACAACUGCAAAUGCAGCAGCAACAACAACAGCAGCAAAAGUCCUUCCAGCAGCAACAAAAUAUGUACAACGCUCCGAGAACGCCGGAUAUGGCACAGUUAAUGCAACAGCAACAACAACAACAUCAGCAGCAACUCCAACAGCAACAGACAAUGCUGCAACAGCAGCCGAACAAUGCGCUACUUGGUGCCGCAUCGUUGGCCGCCCAAAGCCAGCAGCGCUAUGUGUCACUGCCGAAAAUCGACGCCGCGACACAGCAAAUAUUCUCUUUGAACAGCGAAACAAAUCAAAUCACGCCAAUUAGUCCGACCCAAACUGCAGCCUCGAUCGGUCCUACCGAACGUUUACUGAUCGCGCCGGCCGGCAUCAAUGCUCAACAAUUAGCGCAGUGUCUGCAGUUGGGACAGAUUCACUUUAACGAUGUGAAUCCACUGCCGCCGAGCACGCAGCCGCAGCCAACAUUGUUGGGCAUGAAUACGACAUUGAACGCGAAUCAGCAGGCGGCGCAGCAACAGCAGCGCUUGCAACCACCACAACAGCAGAUAGUGCAUCCACAACCUAUACAGCCCCUGAGCAGUGUGACCAGCGGCGUCAGCUCGAACAACUCCACUGCGCCAACAAAUACCGUUACGAAGCAGGUGGCGAAUGUGGCGCCUAUUAUAGAUCAGAGCAAGGCGAAAUUGGAACCGCCACGAAAUGCAGCCUCAACAGGCGCAGUUGCGAAGAAGAAGCCUGUGCGCAAGCCGAAGGCCACGACAACGGCUGCUGAUGUAGCCAGCGGUACGGCAGGCAUUAAAAACGCGAGCGUCGUUAAGCCGAUGCCGAAAUUGGAUCCACUUUCGCAAAAGCCGAACAAUAAUCCUGUGCAAAUUGUGCAGCCGAAUGUUGCUAGCGGCAAGCAGGUUGGAUCAACGGCGUCCAACAAUCUGACAACAACAACUGGCACCAAUAGUAUACAACCAUUUCAAACGUUGCAACAAACAACCAAAUUGGUCGGUGUAACUGCGCCCAUGCAACAGCUUGUCACUUCGGGCGCCACUGCGCAGCAACAACAACAGCAGCAACAGCAGCAACAACAACAACAACAACUGCAACCAACAAGCACCGCCUCAAUGUUGUUGCAAACACCGAAUAUGCGCAGCUUCGUGAGCAGCGCAAAUAUUAUUGGUUGCUCCACCACAUUAACAAACAACAGCAACAACAGUCUUGUCAGCACUGCCAACACCAGCAGUAACGGUAUGACGUUGACAACAACUUCGUCAACGGUAGUGGCGCCGAGUUUCACCAUAAAUAAUGAACCACCAUCGCUGUCUGCGCUAAAUUCGUCCAACAACACGAAUGUGUUGCAACAACAAACGCAACUGCAAGUGCAACAACAACAGCCAACACAAGUGCAACGGCCGCAGCAAUCUCCACAGCAGCCACAACAUACCGUUUCACGUGUGCAAACCAUACAAUUGACGGCGCAGCAACAACAAAUGUUCAAACAAGUGCAAAUGCAAAUACAAUUCCUCACCAUUAAGCUGCAGCAUAAGUCGCUGUUGACCUCACUGCCGCUGCCGUCAGACUUCGAUCCAGCCGCCAUUGCGGCGUACACCAAACCAAUGGCCGAUGCCGAGAUAAAUGUGGCGCUGCAACGGCUGUAUACCGAGCAGCAACGCAUACUGGCGGCCGGCAAGGAGAUGCCCACGCCGGAAGCGUAUCUGCAGAUGCCGCCAAUAGGCAGCGGCCCUGGCAUUACAUUGAUGACGCAGCCACCGCAAAUGCAGCAACAACAACAGCAGCAGCAACAGGUUGGUGUAGGUAAGACGAACGCUUCGGGCAUACCGGCGAAUGUGGUGCAGCCGAAUAAUCACUCAUCCACCAUGACGGUGACUGCAACGUCGAUGAGCGGCGCCACCGCUGGACAGCAGGCGCAGACGCAAGCACAGGCCGGUGUUACACAUCGCAUUCAUAUAUACCCGAUGCAGCAUCAUCAAACCGUGCAACAGAACAAGCAACAGCAACAACAACAACAAUCGAAGUUGCAACCAGCCGCAACGGUUUCGCGUGGCAAAGACAAUAAUAACAGCAAUAGUAAGGGUAAAAUUGCCACGCCCACUCAACAGCUAGCAACGCCGAAUUCGAAUUCGAGUAACAACAACAUGAGCACACUGACGCCACUAAGCCAACCGAAGCAGCAGCCAACACUCGUGCCAACCUCGAAAGCGCCAGGUUUACACUUUCAACAGCAGCAGCAGCAGCAGCAACAACAACAACAACAAUUCUUGCUACAAAAGCCAGUAUUAGUGACGAGCAGCAGCGCCAGUAGUUCGACGCUCAUGAACGGUCCACCGCCACUAGUGUUCUCUAGUCCAUUGAUCGCUGUUUCGACAGCAGCGACAGCAACCAGUGCGGCCAGCACUCCCAUAGCCACGCAUUUUGCAGCGGGCGCAAACGGUUUCAUACAACAACAACAACAGCAACAUGUGUUGCAACAACAGCUAAACGCUUUAACUCAAGCGCCCGGCGGCAGCUUGUCAACACUUGCGCCAAGCAUGGUGCCCAUCAGCGCAACAACAACAACGGCACUUACGAGCGUCAGUCACACAGUCACAAUGAUGACAGCCUCAGCGGCAGCAACAUCAACAACGGCGCCGCAUACGAACAGUAUCACAUGCGUAACAACAACUGCUAAUGCACCAACAACAACAAUAGCAGCAACGACAAAUGCCACAGCAAUAACAACAGCAACAGCAUCGUCUGCAGCAACCGCUAUGUCAACAGCAAGUACAACAACCAUGGAGGCUCAAUCACAUGCGCCACUGCAGAAGGGAGGUAACAACGCUUACGCGCUCACCACCAACACCAACACUUCGGCAACCCCAAUACCCGCUGCAAUGCUGGGCACCCACCUGUUCAAACGCGAGGAGAGUUUGUCACCGCAGCCGAAACUUGCACGCCUUUCUUUGUUUCUGCGUCAAUUGGAGUUGGAUCAGCAGGCCAGCUUGAAUCCUGACUAUGUCAAUCCCUUUCAGAACAAAGAGGAGGCUGUCAAACGGCUUAUAAGAUAUCACUGCAUGUAUGAAAGUGUUGAGGAUCUACCCUAUGAAGAUGAGGAGCGCUUCGAACAGACGGCAUUACAAUAUCAGGAUAAAUAUCACAAAAUUUCAAACAAAUAUCAAAAGAUUCUCAUGCAAGAGUCAACGCUGGAGCAUCGCACAUCUGAGACCUGUCAAAUCCAACAACUGAUGAUUGACGAUCUAAGGGCGGAAAUGGAGCACUUGCGAAAUGCUGAACGCGAGCAGGCUCUCUACGAACAACAACAUGCUCAACAGCAACAAAAAGAAAUGCAUGAACUGAAGAGUGAAUCGCCAUUAGACACAACAACCCAGGAGCUUAAACAGGAAGUGAAAGCUGUCAAAGACGAGCCAGAGCUGGAGUGUGAUAAGGCAAACUACAAUAUUGGCGCUGCACUUAAGACGUUUGAAAUUAAAACGGAACCCAAUGACAAUAGCAACAACAAAGCGAACGCAACAGGCACACCAACACCAACAACAACAGUGCCAACAGUCGUGGACAAAUUUGAUUUGCUGAAGCACAGCACGAGUCACAAUAACACAUCAAAUAAUGUCGCCAACAAACAACAGCGUGAACAACAACAAUCACAGGCUGAUGAAAAGCAUCAGAACGAUUUGCUGCCGAAGAAGGAGGAGAAGCGCAACUGGCACAAUGCGGUCAGCGGUGGUGACGCAGGCUCCUAUGCUGCCAAUACGCAUUUCGAUUCGUUUGACGCGGAAGCCGCUAAAGACAAGCUAGGCGCGUCCAAUUUCUAUGCAAACUGCAACAAACAGCUGAACGGCAUAAUCAAGCGUGAAGUCGUGCCGUCGUCAGUUGCAUGCGACUAUGUGAAGAAAGAGUUCGAAAAUUUCGAUAUAGAAUCGGAGAUAACACCGAGUUUUAUAAUGAAGAAGGUCGAACAUAAGGAAGUGGUGCCUGCGCCGGCUAAUAACGCCAAAAUGCAAAACAAGCACGGUCGGGAGAAGAAUGAGCGCGGCAAUGCGCAUGAGCAACAACAACAGCAGCAACAACAAAAGUCAGUCCCCACCGCAGCCAGCAAUAAUAGCUUUGCGGCACAAUAUUUGCAGCACAACACCAAGCAACAACAGCUGCAACAGCAACAGCAAUUGAAACAACAGCAGCACCAACAACAACAGCAACAGCAGCAGCAGCAACAAGAAGACGAUUGGCUUUGCUUGCAGAAAGAGUUGAAUCUUAUCACCGCCGAAAACAAGAUUGGGUUGCAGCAACACCCUUUGCAACAACAGCACAUAAAUAUGCAGCAGCAGCAGCAACAGCCGCACUCCACACUUAACAACGGUCAGUCUGGGCAACUAAUUGAUCUCUUCCCCAACGGUUGCAUCAACAAAAACAAUCAGUUGAGCCCCAGCAGCAGUGACUCGAGUCAACACCAACUGCAGCCACAACAACAACAACAACAACAGCAGCAGCAGCCAAACUGUGAUCAACAAUCAGGUGUGCAGUCCGCAGUCGACGAGCCGCAGCAGAACCAUCACCAGAACCAACAAGGUCAGCAGCAGCAACAGCAACAACAACAAGAGCAACAAAAUACUCACAAUCACAUGCAAUCGUCACUGAACGAGUUCUUCGACUCCGGCGAUGACAUGGCUGAUGUGCAUAAGUCUGUCGAGACUCGACUGGAGGCCAUGUUCGGUGAGUCGCCCGUACAUUUGAGCAAAAGCGGUGGCAGCGACACGCGUGACAUUGAGGCUGGCCUGGAGGAUAUAUUCGGCGAGCGGAAGUCGAACGAUGACAAUGUCGACAACAAAUCGAAACAACAGCAACAACAACAGCAGCGGUUAUGGGACAACGAACUGAGCGCGGCGAACAGUUUUAUGCGCGUCACAAAUACGCAAGAGAAUGUGCUCUUCGAAAGUGAACAACAGCAAAUACACCUCAAUCAGCAGCACAUGCAGCAGAGCAUGCAGUUGAACAUCACCCAAAAUACAACGCGUUGGAUGCAAAACAUGGACGCACCCUUUGGUGACUUCAUAGCCAAUGCUGGCGGUGAUUGUGAGAUUUCGCGCAAAAGACGUUGGAAUGCCGAACUGAUGUCAGCCGACGCAGACGAUACGCUCGAUGGCGCGAAGAAAAUUUGCACCAUGUCUGCAUCCUCCAGCUCCUCAGCCUCACCGAUAUCUGCGCAACAACAGCAAUCGCGCCAGCAUCACGAAAGCAUUAUGGAGGCCGAUCUGCUUUCGCUACACGACGGCAUACGCGUAGAGCCAGCCGCGGCGCAGAUGCUGCAAAUGUCCACGCAACAGCAGGGUGUCUUCUGCCAGACGCAGCAUCAAUUCAGCAACUUGUUGGACGGUGUCGGUGGUCAUCACCAGCAACAUUUCAACAAUGCGCAACAGCAGCAACAACACAACAUGCAACAACAACAACAAGCGCACCAUCAACUGCACCCACAACUGCAGGCGCAUAUGCACCAGAAUCACAUUGGCGGCGGUGGCGGCGACUUCGAUGACGACAUCAGCCGACACGUGCAGAACGCCAUCGAUAGCAUACUCAAUCUGCAGAACAGCGAAUCGGCAGACUCGCUGAACUUCUCGUUGGAUCACUCGAUGGGCUCGCUGCUCGGCGACAGCAUACUUGACGAUCGCCAACAACAACAGGCGUCGGUGAAUUGUCAAGAUGGCGUCAAGCGCAGACAUCAUCUCGUUGAUGAGUUGGGCGAUUGCCUAAUUAGCGGUGGCGGUAGUGGUCCAGCCGCUGGUGACAAUGCCAGCAACAUACUUUUGGACAGCAGUCAACAUCAUCAUGUGCAACAACAACAGUUGGCGUUGCUCAAUCACAAUCACCUGCAGGGCAUGCAGCCGAACAAUCAUCAUCACCACCACCAACAGCAACAACAACAGCAGCAGCAGCAGCAAUCACAACAACACCACCAUCAGCAACAGGAGACUUCACAGCAAGCAUUGCUGGCGAACGAUUUCAAUUGCGUUGCCGCCGGUUUGGUCGAUGAGGCGGUCAAGUCCAUAAUGACAUCCUGACAACUUACUGCAGCGGACCAGCAGCAGCAGCAGUCGCAACAACAACAGACAUCAACUGCGAAACAACGCAGCGCUGUCGCUGCUAGAGCCACAACAACUGCCGCAGCGGCUAUAACCGCGAUCGCCGCCGGCAAUAUGGUUGGCAAUGGUCGUAAUAAUAUUGUAAAUACUGGCGUAUUGCUGGAGUUCAAUACCAGCGCUUUAUGAGCUGUGCGUCAUAAAAGGAGUACGAGUACUUAGUAGUAGAAUGUGUGCGUGGAGCAUUGAGUGUAUGAGCGUAUGUUGUGCAGAGUGACUUGCACUUUUUAACGGAUUUAAGUUGGUAAGUUGUAUAGGGACCGAGUGCACCCAAACCAAGGGCGUUAGUGGCGAGUUUUUUUUAAUUUUAUUUUUAUUUUUUUUUUAAUUUAAUUUUUUAUAUUUUAUCAAUUUUAUUAGGUCUAAUUGACAAGUUUUAACUUUAGAAACUAUUUAUUUUUUAUUAUAAUUUUAUUAGUAGCUUGUGUGGUGAAUUGAAUUUCGAAUUUCAACACAACAGUAUAUCGUAUUUUUAUUUGGAAGCACUUUCAACACUUACACUAUGUUUUAAAAUAAAACAUUUUUUUAUGAAAAUAUAAAUAAAAAAUAUAAAAUUUUUAUUUUUAACUAUUUAUUAAUACGCAAAUUCACAAAACUUCAAAAAAGUUAUCUUAAAAAAUAUUGAUAUUUCACUGAAUAUUUUUUUAAAUAAAAAUAAAAAUUGUGUAUUUAAUUUAAAGGAAAUUGUUAAAAAUAUUAUUUUUAGCAUGCACUUGAACAACAAAAACAAAACAGCAUGUAAAAUAUGAAUACAUAUUUGGCAUUUGAGGUUAUGUUGCUUUUGUGAAGUGCGUUGAAAGUUAUACAAAAUUUCGAAAUUUCUGCUGCCACAGCAAGCGUGUUUUUUUUUAGCAAAAAUUGAAAUAAAUUGUGUUUAUAAGCUCGCUAUCUCUCUCUGAAAUCAUACACGGUAUACCUCUUCACGGGUGUCGCUGCUCCAAAAAGUAUAAAUAUAAAGAUAUUUAUAGCUUUAAGUUCGACAUUUUAAUUUUUAGUGAUGCGUAAGUUUAAUGUAGCAACAAUUUGUUUUGUUUUAUAUAUAUAUAUAUAUUACUUUAGAUAAAUUACAAUUUAUUUAAUUUGUUAAAAUUUAUUAUACUUUCCGUAUGUAUUGACAUACAAAUGUAUGCUUGCGUUUUUAUGUAACAUUUACUUUUAAUUUUGCAUAAAAUAAACUUUAAAUAUUUAAUAAAGAACCACGAUGAACUACUGCACUAAAGAGAUAAUUCAAAGAAAAGCAAUAAUUUAAACUAAAUAUGAAAAGCGUUAUGUGAAUAUAGUGGAAUUGCACAAAUUUUAUAUACACAACCCAGCAAAUGAAGCAAUAAAAGCUAAAAUUUCAAAAAGUUAAUAAAUUGCCUGAAAAAAGCAUCGUUUAUAAACACAAAGCUGCUGCUGCCUAGCAGACAGACAGUACUGAGAGUGUAAAAGAAAUGAAAACAAAAAUACGCAUGUGGCAACACAUCACCCCUGGAGCUUCAACAUUGUUUUCUCACAACACACGCGACAAACGCCUAAAACUUUCAUGAAAGCUCCAAACGCCUGAAGCUUUUCUUACGUGAAAGCUCCAAACGCCUAAAGCUUUCCUUGCGUGAAAGCUCCAAACGCCUGAAGCUUUUCUUACGUGAAAGCUCCAAACGCCUAAAGCUUUCCUUGCGUGAAAGCUCCAAAAGCGUGUGUCUCUUAGCAAUUCGAUUUUCAAUCGGCAAUUUAGGCAAAUAAACCGGACAACAAACGAAACGAACUCGUGCAACUGAAUUCUUUAAAUCAAUAAAUUGUCUUAAACAUGCUUUAAAGCAACAAAAAAUAAUUAGCAAAAUUUUAUUUAAAAUAAAAAAAAAAAGCUAUUACAAAUUUAACAAUUAUGUGUAUGUAAUUAUGUACGUUAAAAUUAAAAUUACAAAAACAAAAACGAAAAAAAAUCACAAUCGCCGCUAAACUGACCACCACAAGUGGGCGUGGCAAACGAAUUGGUUGUAAACUACGCAAUUAUGUUUAAAAUGUAUGUGGCUUUCGUAAAACAAAUAAUAAUAUUAAAAAAAAAAAAAACAAAAUAAAAAUAAAAUUAAAAUGUUUCAAUUAAAAAAUGCAUAAAUUAAAGAAACGUUAGUAGCGCUUAGCAAGUAAAGUGAAAUUGAAAUUGAAACUGGAAAAUUGUUUAAACAAAAUGAGCGUAACAAUAAAACUAAAAUGCAAAGCAAUCACUGCAUAUGUACAUUCUCAAGUCGUAGAAUGGCAGGCAGUUGCAGUUAUGCAAUACAAUGCUAAUAUGGAAAUACGUUGCCAACUUUGUUAAGGAAAUGUUCAAAAAACUUUGCAAUACCGUUAUGCGUUUACAAAAUGAGAAAAAACCUUAAGCAUAGCAUAGCAUAUAAAAUGUAAUUUAUUACAGUACAGUAAUAGCGAGUUCAAGAUUUUUUUUAUUUUAUUUUAAUUUUUUUUUUUUGUAAAUAACUAAUUGAAAUUGUUAGUGAAAAUUGUAAGAUAGCAACAAACAAGAUCUAGAUGUGUGAACAUUUUUUCCUUUUUAAAAUUUUAUGAUAACAAUCAGUGUUUGUAUGUGUAUUCAAAUGAAAUAUUAACAGAUCCAAAAAUUGAAAAAUAAACACAUGAAAUAAUUUUAAUGAUAACAAGAAACAAAAACAAGAAUAUAUAAACUAUUAUCUAUAAAAGAGAUACAAGACAGCGCCAAUAUUGGCGAUUGUUGCAUGUACUUGUGGGCUUACAUACAUACGGCGUUUGUAAUAUAUAGUUAUAGUACGAAAAAAAAGUGAAAAAAUGUAUAUGUGGAUGAGUUUCGAAAAUUGAGGUUAAGUGCAACUGGCAAGCUUUCUUUUAGUUUGAGUGCUUUUGUUUUAGAUUUUUUCAAAAUUUUAUUUUCAGUUUUCUAAAAAUUUAUUAAAAAAUUCAAAAUUUUAUUAAAUAAUUGUUCAACGUAGAAAACAGUUAUUUUUGAUACAAUAUCCGCUUUUUUGGAAUUUAGAAGGUUUAUCCAAAGUAAUUAUAAAAUUGUACUAAAUCCAAUUUUUGUUUUAAAAUAUAUUUCGAAAAUCAUAUUGCCCAAAAUAUAUUUGUAGUGAGUACAAUUGUAUUGAGAAAUAUUUGAGAAUCCAAAAAUAUCAAAAUAUUUGAAACUUAAAGAUUCUUCGUAAUCGUUUUUGUUGGUAAUAAUAUGAUUAAUUCGAAAAUUCUUACAGAAAAUAACUAAAAAAAUAAAAAAUAGUAAUUUCGAAUUUUUUCGAACAUCGUAAGAUACUUUAAAACAUUUUUUUUUAAAUAUUUUGGAUAAAGAAUAUUGUUUUUUUUAACGUCAUAACCUCAGAUAUCGACUUUUAUUUUAUAAAAUAUGUACCGAAAACUCAUCUUCUUAAAUUUUUGAUUUUAAUUUUGAGGUUAGAGUAGAAAAGUAAUUAAAUUUUACUCUUUUUGCAUUGCAUUUUGCAGUAAUAUUCAUAACAGAGUCCAAAAUAAUUUUUUUCUCGAGUAAUAGAGUAUUCGAAAACAGCUUUCGACAAUAAGUUUGAGCUUGAACCUCACAUGAGGAAAGUGAGGUUAGGAGUUGUAUAAAAAUUAAACUCAAAUUUAAUUUUAAGCUGCCCUAAUCUCUUCUUUUUGUCCUCACUGGUUCUUAAUAAAAUAUAUAUUUCACUUAAUUAUUUCCAAAACUUCAAAGAAGCGCUCGGUAUGUGCACUCAACAGCGAAAGCCAAGAUAUUCGAACACAAAUACUAUUAAACAUAUUCGUCUGUAUGUAUGUGUGCGCAUGAGUACAUGCAAUCGCAACCAAUUAUCAGUGUGAACCUACAAGUUAUUUAUCUAAACGUACAUACAUCUACAUCUACAUAUAUACAUAUAUAUAUAUACCUAGUUAUGUAAGUUAGUAAAGAUUGCGAGAGCAAACCUAAAACCGAAAUGGUGACAACAACAAAUUCUAGUUAAUAGGAAGAAACUACUGAACUUAAACUGAGGUACAUAAUUAAAUAAAUAAAAUGCAUAAAUUAAUAAAAAUAAAAAAUAAAAAGUAUCGAAAACACAAAGGAUACGUAACUUAAUUCAAUUUAAAUACGCAUCAAAUGUAACUGUAAUUGUAAUGGUAAUUGUAUUUAGUAGUACGUAAGUCAAUAUUUACUGAUGAAUGUCUGUAUGUGUAAUGUGGCGGAGCGAUUAUAAAACAAAGGAAUGCAACAAUUUUUUUAAAUAAAAUAGAAAACAAAAACAAAAACUUGAAAGUAACUUAAUUAUCUUAAAAGAAAAAAAAAAAGAAAUAAUCAUCAAAAAUAAUGAUUAUGCAACACAUUACUACUAAAUUUAAUGUUAAUACAACUAAAUAAUAUAUUUAAUAAAUUUAUAAUAAUGAUAUAUAUAUCGUAUGUAUGUAUGUAAAAUUUUAAAAAAUCUCACAAAUAUUUUAUAAAAGCAAAACAAAAACAAAACAAAAGAAAAAAUAACUCGAAAACAACAAUGAAA